This is a messenger RNA of Alosa sapidissima (American shad), 946 nucleotides long. Its product is annotated as troponin I, fast skeletal muscle-like. Bases 102 to 629 code for a protein of 175 amino acids. NCBI's taxonomy places the organism in Eukaryota, Metazoa, Chordata, Actinopteri, Clupeiformes, Clupeidae. Gene Ontology annotation, cellular component: troponin complex. Gene Ontology annotation, biological process: muscle contraction. The transcript is spliced from 8 exons. The record is from RefSeq and is a predicted model, not a curated record.
CAUUACUUGCGUGCCACUCCUUCUCCGACUUCUGUCCUCCACCUGUCGAGCCUCUCUAUCGUCCACUUACUCAUAGGGAGUGACCAACCACAGACGCCAAGAUGUCUGAGAAAAAGAUGACAUCAAGCCGCAGGCAUCAUCUGAAGAGCCUGAUGCUUCAGAUUGCCGCUCAGCGGCUGGAAGAUGAGACCGCUGACAUUGCUGCUGCCAAGGAGCAGCACCUGAGUGACAGCUGCCCUCCCAUCCCAGACUCCUGCUCUCUGGAGGACCUGCUGAAACUGUGCAGAGAGCUGCACCAGAAAAUCGACAAGACUGAUGAGGAGAGGUAUGAUGCCGAGGCCAAAAUCGUCAAGGGAGAAAAAGAGAUUGCCGAGCUCAAGUUCAAGGUAACAGAGAUGAAGGGCAUGAAGAAGCCAGCUCUGAAGAAAGUACGUAUGUCUGCCGAUCAGAUGCUUCAAGCUCUGCUGGGCUCCAAGCACAAGGUUACCAUGGACUUGAGGUCCAACCUGAAGCAGGUGAAGAAGGAGGCCAAGCAGGAGACUGCAGAUGUUGGUGACUGGCGUCAGAACAUUGAGGACAAGGCUGGCAUGGGUGGCAGGAAGAAGAUGUUUGAGGGCGCUGAGGCAUAAAUUUGAGAGACUGCAGAUAUUGGUGGCUGGCGUAAGAAUGUUGAGGACAAGGCUGGCAUGGGUGGCAGGAAGAAGAUGUUUGAGGGCAUUGAGACAUUUCCUGGACUUUUUUCCCUUCAGAGGUGUCUUGAAAGAACAUGUAUUGUACACACAGUCUUAGUCGUCUGAUGAGUUUGUCUCAUCACAAACUGUAGUUGGAGGUUAUGAACUGCUUCAACUUUCAUUGUCCUCACUGCAUUAAUGACCAUAACACAUUCAUAGCUUAUCAUGAUCUUAUAAUAAAAAGUCUUAUAAAGUUAAUUAAGUUAUCGCCGUAA